AGGUGUCAUCCCUGAUAAUGAAAAUGCCAAAAGUUUUAUGGAUGCCAUAGGAGAAAAAUUUGUUGAGUCUGAUAAAGUCGAAACUGGGGAUCUGAUGGAUAAAUUGAUGAGCAUGAGAUAUGAUCGCACAAAUGGUGUUAGGGAGCAUGUCAUGAAAAUGAUAAAUAUAUCAUCUAAACUAAAGGCUCUUGACAUUCCCAUUGUGGAGCCUUUUCUAGUCUAUCAUGUUUUGAAUAGCCUUCCUAGCAAGUUUAAUCAGCUUAAGGUUGCUUACAAUGCUCAGCGGGAUAAAUGGAAUUUGAAUGACCUCAUAGCAGUGUGUGCCCAAGAAGAGUAUAGGAUGCACCGUGAAACUGUUGAAACUAUACAACUAGCUUUUCAACCAUCACAGAAUAAUGGGCCUUCUCAUAAUCAUAAAUCUUAGUUUCAUAAGGGUAAUAAGUCCAAUCGAAGUCAGCAGAAUAAUAAUUUUAGUGGUCCCAAAGCAGUUAUAAAGAAAAAUGAUCAAUGCAACUUCUGUAAAAAGAAGGGUCAUUGGCAGAAAGACUGUUUUAAGUUCAAGACUUGUUUGGAAAAGAAGAAGAGUUCUUCAGGGGUUCAUAAGCAAACGGAGGCCAAGAGAGAAUGAAGUAAGCUUGAGCGUUGCAAAUGAAUUCCAAGUGAAGGUUGAAUUCAUAGGAGUAGUGAAGUUAACUUUAGAGUCUGGUUUUUAUCUUGUUUUGGAAAAUACAGUUUAUGUACCGCAGAUGAGACGGAAUUUAAUUUCUAUACCAAAGCUUAAUGCUUGUGAUUUUACAUUUAAUUUUGGUAAUGGAAUGAUUAAGUUAUUUAAUUAUUCUCGUUUGAUUGGGAAUGACAUUUUCUGUGAUGGUUUAUAUAAAUUAUUUUGGCUUCUUUUGGUGAUGUCUCGUGCGUUACAAAUGUAUCAAAGAAAAGGGCUUUAAUUCGUGAAUCAUCCUCUAUGUUGUGGCAUAAGCGAUUGGGUCAUAUUUCUAAGGAUAGAAUGGAAAAAUUAGUAAAAGAUGAGAUACUUCCUUUCUUAGACUUCUCCGAUUUUGACACCUGUAUAGAUUGUAUAAGAGGAAAGUUAACUAAGUCUACGAGGAAGGGUUCGACUAGGAGUAAUGGAAUU
Molecule: messenger RNA, 1132 nt
Organism: Olea europaea var. sylvestris
Lineage: Eukaryota; Viridiplantae; Streptophyta; Magnoliopsida; Lamiales; Oleaceae
Exons: 2
Coding region: 501-944 (147 amino acids)
Source: RefSeq, a predicted model, not a curated record